CGUCUAUUAAAAAAACAAAAAAUAUAUAUAUUCUAUAUUUUGUUCUCACUUUCCGUUCUGUUUUUCUUUAAGCCGGGCUUUAACCUAGACAUACAUUUGAUUGCAAUAAUAGCUUCGCAGAGUAUGUCCACGGGGAUAUCCAACACGAGGUCAAAGGAUUAUUUUAAUGUCAGUACAGUACAUUGAUAAGCACAAAUGUAGUUACAGGUCGGACGUUGAGAUCUAUGACAGCCGUCACCGCGAUUACAAGUCGAAAUCUAGCCCGCAAUAUCGUCGGCGUUCGUGUUCAGGUUCCGAGUCGCCGGAGGCUCGUCACUAUUCCGGCCGCACGUCUAGAGAUCGCCAUCGUAUGCGUCAAGCACGCGAUCAUCCGCAGGCGAGUCGCUGCAUUGGAGUCUUUGGCUUGAACACAAAUACUCCGCAACAGAAGGUGCGUGAAUUGUUCAACAAAUUUGGCCCCAUUGAGCGUAUUCAAAUGGUCAUCGAUGCUCAUACCCAUCGUUCACGCGGCUUUUGCUUUAUUUAUUUUGAGAAUCUCAGUGAUGCGCGUGUAGCCAAGGAUGCCUGUACAGGAAUGGACGUGGAUGGCCGUCGCAUACGUGUAGAUUACUCUAUCACUCAGCGGGCUCACACGCCUACUCCCGGUGUCUACAUGGGACGACCUUCACGUCCUCCAGGAAGACGCUCCCGUGACCGCGAAUAUAAUAGUCGAGAUGGCUCACGUUCGCGUCGCCGUCAUCGUGACAUCUCAUCAUCAUUAUCGCCACACAAUCGACGUAAAUAUCGUAGCCGUAAUCGCUAUGAACGUAGUCGGAGUCACAGUUAUACCCGUUCCCGUUCACCACGCAAGCCUCGCGUUCCAUCACGCUAUUAGGUCGCUGGCUUUCAAUUCCAAACUCAAAGCAAAUGUCACUGAACGAGGGUAUAGACUGAAUUAUUACUUGACUUGGCAGUUCAUGACAUAAUCCAUUGGCAGUGCCAGUAGAAUCCUCAUUAUAUAAUUUGCAUCACCUUUAAUCAUAACAAUUAGUUGAUAGCUGACCAUUGUCGUUUAUGUUGCAUCCUCGUACGUUUUGUGAAAUGUAGUGUAACCACCAAGAAAGCAUCUGUGUAGAUUAUGCGUGCCAUCUUUCCUCCGAGGCACGUCUUACACCUUGUGAUAUGUAUUUUAAAAGAAACGGCGUAAUUAAUAACAAUAAACUAACAAAACUAACCCA
Molecule: messenger RNA, 1217 nt
Organism: Drosophila innubila
Lineage: Eukaryota; Metazoa; Arthropoda; Insecta; Diptera; Drosophilidae
Product: transformer-2 sex-determining protein-like
Exons: 7
Coding region: 167-874 (235 amino acids)
Biological process (GO): positive regulation of mRNA splicing, via spliceosome
Cellular component (GO): spliceosomal complex
Molecular function (GO): RNA binding
Source: RefSeq, a predicted model, not a curated record